UUCUCUUGGGGCGCUCUUCCCCUUGGCCGACCGUCUUAUCCCGCGCAACUUUGGGACAACGGCCGUUUGGUGUUGAAUGUUCUCCUCCGGGAGCGCAUGGCUGGGGAAGCGAGGUGCGGGCCGGGUCCCCAAGGCGCAGUCGCCCGGGAGGCGGUGCUGCUGCUGCUGUGCCUGGCCGUCCCGACAGGGCGCCCCUACAACGUGGACACCGAGAGCGCGCUGCUCUACCAGGGCCCCCCCGACACCCUGUUCGGUUAUUCGGUGGUGCUGCACAGCCACGGGGCGAACCGAUGGCUCUUAGUGGGGGCGCCCACCGCCAGCUGGCUCGCCAACGCUUCAGUGGUCAAUCCUGGCGCGAUUUACAGAUGCAAGAUCGGCGAGAAUCCGGACCUGACGUGCGAACAGCUCCAGCUGGGUAGCCCUACAGGAGAACCUUGUGGAAAGACUUGUCUGGAAGAAAGAGACAAUCAGUGGUUGGGGGUCACACUUUCCAGACAGCCAGGAGAAAAUGGAUCCAUCGUGGCUUGUGGGCAUAGAUGGAAAAAUAUAUUUUAUAUGAAGAAUGAAAAUAAGCUCCCCACGGGUGUUUGCUAUGGAAUGCCCUCUGAUUUACGAACAGAACUGAGCAAAAGAAUAGCUCCAUGUUAUCAAGAUUAUGUGAGAAAAUUUGGAGAAAAUUUUGCAUCAUGUCAAGCUGGAAUAUCUAGUUUUUACACUGAGGAUUUAAUUGUGAUGGGAGCCCCAGGAUCAUCUUAUUGGACUGGAUCUCUUUUUGUCUACAAUAUAACUACAAAUAAAUACAAGGCUUUUUUAGACAAAAGUAAUCAAGUAAAAUUUGGAAGUUAUUUAGGCUACUCAGUUGGAGCAGGUCAUUUUCGGAGUCCUCAUACUACUGAAGUAGUGGGAGGAGCCCCUCAACAUGAACAGAUUGGUAAAGCGUACAUAUUCAGCAUCGAUGCCAGAGAACUGAACAUCUUACAUGAAGUGAAAGGUAAAAAGCUUGGCUCCUACUUUGGAGCUUCUGUCUGUGCCGUGGACCUCAACGCAGAUGGCUUCUCAGAUCUCCUCGUGGGAGCUCCCAUGCAGAGCGUCAUCAGGGAGGAAGGCAGAGUGUUUGUGUACAUCAACUCUGGCUCGGGAGCAGUAAUGAAUGAAAUGGAAACAGAGCUCCUUGGAAGUGACAAAUAUGCUGCAAGAUUUGGGGAAUCUAUUGUUAAUCUUGGUGACAUUGAUAAUGAUGGCUUUGAAGAUGUUGCUAUUGGAGCUCCGCAAGAAGAUGACUUGAGAGGUGCUAUUUAUAUUUACAAUGGCCGAGCAGAUGGGGUCUCGCCAACGUUCUCACAGAGAAUUGAAGGACUUCAAAUCAGCCAAUCAUUAAGUAUGUUUGGACAGUCUAUAUCUGGACAAAUUGACGCAGAUAAUAAUGGAUAUGUAGAUGUGGCCGUUGGUGCUUUCCGGUCCGAUUCUGCUGUGUUGCUGAGGACAAGACCCGUAGUGAUCGUUGAAGCUUCUUUAAAGCAUCCUGAGUCAGUAAAUAGAACAAAUUUUGACUGUGUUGAAAAUGGAUUGCCUUCUGUGUGCAUGGAUCUAACACUGUGUUUCUCAUACAAGGGCAAAGAGGUUCCAGGUUAUAUUGUUUUGUUCUAUAACAUGAGUCUGGAUGUGCACCGGAAGAUAGAAUCCCCAUCAAGAUUUUACUUUUCUUCUAAUGGAACAUCCGAUGUGAUGACAAGCAGCAUAAAAGUGUCAAGCAAAGCAGUUAACUGUAGAACACAUCAAGCAUUUAUGCGGAAAGAUGUGCGGGACAUCCUCACCCCAAUUCAGAUUGAAGCUGCUUACCAUCUUGGGCAUCAUGUCAUCAGUAAACGAAGUACAGAGGAAUUCCCACCACUUCAACCAAUUCUUCAGCAGAAGAAAGAAAAAGACAUCAUUGAAAAAACAAUACAUUUUGCAAGAUUUUGUGCCCAUGAAAAUUGUUCUGCUGAUUUACAGGUUUCUGCGAGAAUUGGAUUUUUUAAGCCACAUGAAAAUAAGACCUAUCUUGCUGUUGGAAGUAUGAAGACAUUGAUGUUGAAUGUGUCCUUGUUUAAUGCUGGAGAUGAUGCGUAUGAAACAACCCUGCACAUCAGACUCCCCUCCGGUCUUUACUUCAUUAAGAUUUUGGAUCUGGAAGAGAAACAAAUAAACUGUGAAGUCACAGACAGCGCUGGCUUAGUAAAACUUGACUGCAGUGUCGGUUAUAUAUACAUAGAUCACCUAUCAAGGAUAGAUAUUAGCUUUCUCCUGGAUGUGAGCUCACUCGGCAGAGCAGAGGAGGAUCUCAACAUCACAGUGCAUGCCACCUGUGCAAAUGAAGGGGAAAUGGACAAUCUGAAGCGUAACAAAGUGACUGUAGCAAUACCUCUCAAGUAUGAAGUCAUGCUAACUGUUCAUGGAUUUGUAAACCCAACGUCAUUUGUGUAUGGAUCAAAGGAAGAAAAUGAGCCUGACACGUGCAUGGCAGAGAAAAUGAACUUCACUUUUCACGUUAUCAACAUUGGCCAUAGCAUGGCUCCAAAUGUUAGUAUGGAAAUAAUGGUACCCAAUUCUUUUAUCUCCCAAACCGAAAAGCUCUUCAACGUUUUAAAUGUCCAGACGACUGCUGGAGAAUGCCACUUUAAAGAUUAUCUAAGAAAGUGUGCAUUGGAGCAGGAGAAAGGUCCAAUGGAGACCCUGAAAGACAUCUUCAGAUUCUUGUCAAAGACUGAUAAGAAGCUGUUGUUCUGCAUAAAAACCGAUCCAUACUGUUUAAAUUUUUUAUGUAAUUUUGGGAAUAUGGAAAGUGGAAAAGAAGCCAGUGUUCACAUGCAGUUGGAAGGCCGCCCAUCUCUUUCAGAAAUGGAUGAGACUUCAGCACUUAUGUUUGAAAUAAGAGCAACAGCUUUACCAGAGCCUAAUCCAAAAGUUAUUGAACUAAACAAGGAUGAAAAUAUUGCACAUGUUUUCCUUGAAGGACUACAUCAUCAGAGACCCAAACGUCAUUUCACAAUAGUGAUUAUUUUAAGUAGCUUGCUACUUGGACUUCUUGUACUUUUAUUGAUUUCAUAUGGGAUGUGGAAGGUUGGCUUCUUUAAAAGACAGUACAAAUCUAUCCUCCAAGAAGAAAACAGAAGAGACAGUUGGAGUUACGUUAACAGCAAAAGCAAUGAUGAUGAUCAGUAACGUCUUUCCAAUUGCGAGGACAACGGACUCAGGUUAAUGAAAUUUGAGACAUUGUUUACAGCCCUGACUUCUCAGAUUUUUUUCUAUAUACUUCUUUUACUCGUGACCUUGUGACAUACUGGGUCUCCAUACAAAUGAAAAAUCCAUGCAAUGAUUUAUCUUCGAGACGAAAAUAACUGCAAAGGGAAUAUUUAAGCUCUUAAAUGGAUAGGAAAACACUAAAGCAUUCAAUUUAUUAAAGGUAAGUAAUCUCUCAAAGAUACUGAGAAUCUGAGAAAAAUACGUCUGAAUUCAGUCAUAUUGAGGAAGUAAACAACUCAUUUGGAGAAGUCUUGGACUUGAAAUAUCAUUCCUUUAAAAGAAAUUAUUUUACUGAGGCACACACAUAUGGUAAAUAAAUUCCGUAUCUUGGUAAUGAUUGAUUUCUAAUAGAUCUUUGGGACUUGUUUGAAAGAUCCAGCUAAGUAUCUUCUCAGAACAGAUUUCCAAGAGCUGUUCCAAAAUGUUUGAAUGAAUAAAAGAAGACCACUAUGCUUUAAAGUGGAUUUUAUCUUUAAAGACCUUUAUUUGUAAUACCUUCAUGAUGGGCUCUGAACAACCAUUUAUUCCGCAGACUACAGGCCUGAUGAGCAAACUUCAGAAUGAACUUUUACACUGGUUUGGGCUUAAUAAUAAGACCUCUGGAUAAUUGUUUAUACAGCUGUGGAUUUUUUCUUUCUGUAUAUAUACAUACAUUUUUAAAAGAAUAUAUGUUUAUAAAAGUAUAAAUCUGCUAGUCCUCUGAGAACACAUUUUAUUAAGGGUGCCCAGGAGUAAAUUUCUAAAAUCCAUUCUUAGUGAAUUUUUUUUUUUUGCUUAUGAAAAUAACAGUACCUAAAAAUUCUAAUUUAUAUUCUGAAACAGAUUGUGAAUGUUGCACUUUAGCUGAUAUUUCAAAUAUUAAUACACUGAUAUAUGUAAAAUAUGGAAACUGUACCUCACUAAUGACUCUUAAAAAUCAAAACUCUACAAAAAGCCUGAUUAGAGGCCAGUAUUUCAUACAAAUUAGAUACUGUGUAAAAUAUUAUCAAAUUAAGCAAAUGCGCCUCCAUGUUUAGAUGUUACUUUCUCUUCAAAUAGAUGCAUUAAUUGUGUUUUUAUCAGGUCUAUAAGAGCAUUCUCUUCUGCAUGGAACUAGAGAAACAAAACUUAGAAAUUUACCGAUUUAGCUUGUUUUCAGUGAGUAUAAUGUGACAUGAAGAUGUCCGUAAUAGAGGUUUUAGUGGUAAGUGGAAUACUGCCAUUUCCUUUGUAGAUACUAUCCUUUUUUGUAAUAGACAUGCGUAUGAACUAGAUGCUGAUAGCUGCAGAGUAUAAUUUCAACUGUAUUUAUUUAUUCUCUCUUUCUAAUCUCUCUAUAAGGAAGCUGUGGCCAAAUUUUGAAAAUCUGUUAUUGGAAGUGAUCAGUUAGACUUGCCUCUAAUUUAUCUAUUAGGGACAAGAUCUCUUUAGCUGAAGCCCCUGCCACCAGCUGUCUUUCUCAGACAGCUGAAAUUCCUAGAAGUUAUCCAUUCACAAGCCCUCCAUCUGUAAUUGCUGGCCCCAGAACAA
This is a messenger RNA of Hyaena hyaena (striped hyena), 4791 nucleotides long. RefSeq names its product integrin subunit alpha 4 (gene ITGA4). The record is from RefSeq and is a predicted model, not a curated record. Gene Ontology annotation, molecular function: integrin binding. Gene Ontology annotation, biological process: integrin-mediated signaling pathway; cell-matrix adhesion; cell adhesion mediated by integrin. Gene Ontology annotation, cellular component: integrin complex; external side of plasma membrane. The transcript is spliced from 28 exons. NCBI's taxonomy places the organism in Eukaryota, Metazoa, Chordata, Mammalia, Carnivora, Hyaenidae. Bases 97 to 3201 code for a protein of 1034 amino acids.